AUGUCUGCACCUGCCAGCACCCCACCUUCAAAGAGCCACCGGCCCAGGCGCCAGACACCAAACGGCGCUCUACCGCAACCGAUGGCGGCUGGGGAGCUCUUCAUGGGUGCUGAAACGCAUCGCCCGGCCGGCUCUUCGAGAACCAAGAGGCAACAUCCACGGCGUCCCAAGGAUGAUUCGCUAGCCAUCGCAACUCCACCCGCAACGGACGGCAGAUCCUCCCCACUGAAGGACGCGCAUCGCCAAAGCCAGUCAAGCUCUCGAAGGCCGAGCGCAACACCAGCGCGCAGGCCCGAGUAUGCUGGCCCGACGUUUCACGCUUCGCCUGCACCUUCCGCGCUCCCAAUACCAAAGUUUUUCUCCAAAUCGGUCCCUACAUCGUCCUCUCAGAAGGACCCGCAGUCACAGCUGGAAUCCGAGUCAGAUAUUUCAGACAAGUCCCAGUCACCGCCCUCUUCAGAUGUAGCGCCUGCCAGGCUAGAACCCCCACCUCGCGAAGAAUCUCCUCUCGAUAUUUUCUUCAAGGCCGAUCGGGAGGAGAAGGCGAAGCGGCUUGGUAGCAAUGGCUUCUUUACACCCUCCACCAAGCCUUCUCCGAUGGUUUCUUCAUCCGAGCCCCCGAGGCCAAGCAUGUCAGUCGUUCCAGGCAGAGACCAGCGGCAUCACUCUCGGCACUCCUCCACCCACUCCGGCAAAGGCAUAUUCAUGAUGGAGCUGGACGGCAGUGGCACUGAAGCAGACUUGAGCGGAACUUUUUCGAACUUACACUCCAGCUCCCGCUUGCCAUCUUCUCGGUCGGUUACUGCUCCUUCUAGUGUACCCUACACUUCCACAACCUCUCAGGAUAAGGGGGCAACUGCACAGGCAUUGAAAGACAUGCUGUUCUCCAUGCAGCCUGAAAACAGCCAACGCACGAUACCGCCUCCAGCGGCACGCACGCCAUCCAACCAUGCGUCCGGUGAUCAGUCGCCUUCUCCUUUCUAUCGCCCCGCUUCGGCGCAGCAUAGCGCUCGAGGGCCAAGUACACCGGCGCCGCAAAACAAUCAAGCUACUGAUCCAUCCUUCCAUUACGGCAAUCGCAACCUCUCGCCCUUAUUCCACGCCGCCAUGGCCGAUCCAGUCAGGCGGCCUUCCAGCCUUCGCAAGGAGCUUGAUCCCUCCUCGCCAACAGCACCUCAAAACAGUUCUACACAGCCCCACAUAGCACAAUCAACACCACCUCCAACAACUCUACCCAACCCCACCUCUAAACAAUCCGCCUCCGCCAUCUCUCUCAACUGUCUUAACUCCCACAUCCAGGCAGCCGCCGGCGGUCUGCCCGAUCAUCCUCUAUUCCAACAGCCUCAACAUCAUCAACAUCCUCCAUCACCUUUCCGCGAAACGCAUAGCGCCGCGACAUCUCAAUCUCACGACAUCAAGGCCAUGGAAGCCGAUCUCAAGCGGUUACUCAAUCUGAGCGUUUUGGGCGGGGCUACUGCGGCGAGUGUGCGGUGA
This is a messenger RNA of Coniosporium apollinis CBS 100218, 1494 nucleotides long. RefSeq lists its product as uncharacterized. The record is from RefSeq and is a predicted model, not a curated record. The coding region runs from base 1 to 1494 and encodes 497 amino acids. NCBI's taxonomy places the organism in Eukaryota, Fungi, Ascomycota, Dothideomycetes. The transcript has a single exon.